AGGGGAGGAGGCACGGAGAAUGAGUUAUUCUUGUAGCAGCACAGAGCCUAUUAGCUGUACGGUGUAUUAGCCAGCGCGCAACUAAAAAGACUCCGACGCAAGUGGAUCGGCUCCCGCGGCGACGACGCCGAGAACAGCAGAAAGCCUCAGUUCCUGUCGGGUCGCGCGCCGAAUAACCCUCUCCUGCUGGACAUGAAAGUACAGCAAGGCUGCAACUCAUCAGACAUGGGCAUCCCGGUUACAACCGAAGAGGAAUUGCGUAAACAUACCGUAAUAACGCCCGAGGAUGUGCUUGGGCUACAGAAGAUCACCAAGAAUUACCUCUGCUCUCCAGAAGAAAACGUCCACAUGAUUGACUUCACCAGGUUUAAGAUCCGUGACAUGGAAACGGGGACAGUCCUCUUUGAGAUUACUAAACCUCCAACACCAGCGGGCAGUAGAAAGCAGUGCGACCCCAACGCCGGCCGUUUUGUCCGAUACCAGUUCACCCCGGCCUUCCUACAGCUGCGGCAGGUUGGAGCCACAGUGGAGUUCACGGUUGGUGACACCCCCAUCAACAACUUCCGUAUGAUUGAAAGACACUACUUCCGCGAUCAGCUCCUAAAGAGCUUCGAUUUCGAGUUUGGCUUCUGCAUGCCCAGCAGCAAGAACACGUGUGAGCACAUUUACGAGUUCCCCACACUGUCCGAGGAAAUGAUGCGUGAGAUGAUCCUGCACCCUUACGAGACGCAGUCUGACAGCUUCUACUUUGUGGACAACAAGCUGGUGAUGCACAACAAGGCGGAUUAUUCCUACAGUGGAGGGCCAUAGGAAGACGUCCAUCCUGCCACCCUCCACCCUUUCUUUCUUCCUCCCUGUUAUAGACAUUUUCCAUAAUCCAGCUAUCACUUCAGGACCAGAAACAGAUGAACUGAUGGACAAAUCACUGGCAUUAAAUACUCCUGUCUCCCUUCCUGUUAGCUUCAUGCAUUUCCAUUCAGGUACUCAGCUGCCUGGCCAAUCAGAUUCCUCCUUUUGCCUCUUUUUGCAGGAACAUUGAAUUCUGCCAGUUUUAUCCUCAGUUUUCAUCAGCGUGCGUGAGUGAGUGUGUGGGCAGCAAACACAUGCAGUGUCUGUACAUAGUGUUGAUUUCAGUCUGUAUGUGUGGGUUCCAGUUUUUCAUCAGGAAAACUUUUUUUUUUUUUUGUGUGUGCUUUGGAAGAGAAACAGAAGUCAAGCAGACAAGGCAGAAACACAGAAUAAGACAAAGAAGGAAAUGAAAAUGCCCUAAAAAGAUCAACAACAAAAAAAAAUCAAUCCAUUCAGAUGUAUAUUUACAGUAUAUAGUUUGUAUAGGAUUCAUUACAUUUUUACUUCCGAGGUUUUUAAUCUUUGUAGUAGCGCACAUCUGAAUGAUUCAGUCCUCCUCCCGUGAUCUGCCAUCGUUCAGUUGAAUGACGGCACUGUGUACUUUGUCUUUGUGAAUGUGUCACUUGUUGUCAUAUGUUUUCAUGUUCAUAGUAAUAAUACUACUACUGCAGUAUGUGAGGAGUAUUUUUUAAAUAAAUAGCCAUUUUGAAAGUGUCAGGAAGUUACAUUAGCCAAAAGUCAGAUACCAGAUUUGAUAUCCAGUAUGAUCUCUGUAGUACUGAGCACUGUGUAUACUUUAAUUACGAUAAAUGUUUUACGCAUAAAAAUCAAAAGUAUGUAAAGUUUUGACAACCAGAAUUCCAUCACUGCAAUAAAAUAUGGGAUUUUUGUGGGACCUUGA
This is a messenger RNA of Archocentrus centrarchus (flier cichlid), 1750 nucleotides long. RefSeq names its product unc-119 lipid binding chaperone a1 (gene unc119a1). Gene Ontology annotation, biological process: positive regulation of protein tyrosine kinase activity; negative regulation of caveolin-mediated endocytosis; lipoprotein transport. Gene Ontology annotation, cellular component: spindle pole; spindle midzone; intercellular bridge. NCBI's taxonomy places the organism in Eukaryota, Metazoa, Chordata, Actinopteri, Cichliformes, Cichlidae. The transcript has 5 exons. Bases 193 to 810 code for a protein of 205 amino acids. Gene Ontology annotation, molecular function: lipid binding. The record is from RefSeq and is a predicted model, not a curated record.